Mugil cephalus (flathead mullet) is the source of this 7331-nucleotide messenger RNA. It is a transcript of the gene lrch1, whose product is annotated as leucine-rich repeats and calponin homology (CH) domain containing 1. Bases 674 to 2764 code for a protein of 696 amino acids. The transcript is spliced from 19 exons. Gene Ontology annotation, molecular function: protein binding. The record is from RefSeq and is a predicted model, not a curated record. NCBI's taxonomy places the organism in Eukaryota, Metazoa, Chordata, Actinopteri, Mugiliformes, Mugilidae.
AUUUGAUGUAAAACUGUAAAUAUAACCAAAAGCAUAUAUUCCAUGUAUAUGCAGACAUAUUGCAUAAACGUUAGAUAAAACCAAUAAAUCAAUGCCUUAAUAAUUUAAUUCCAGUAAUUGUGGAAAAGACAAUUCAGGAAUGCAAAAUGAACACUGUCAGGACAGACAAAGCAAGCAACUGUCUGGGGCCCUUGACAGUCUAUCUACCCUAUAACAUAUUUCUCUGGUUUUGAAUUACAUCCUAGAAUGGAGCCCCCAAGAACCUAGAUUUUGACCUUGACUUGUGAUGAUAGAUAGAUAGAUAGAUAGAUAGAUAGAUAGAUAGAUAGAUAGAUAGAUAGAUAGAUACUGAAUCAAUACAAUACAAAUUAAAAAAAAAAAAAAACUUCCACCACUUUAUUGUUCUGCAAUGACCUUUUGUUUUGAAAGUUUCACGCCGGAUGCAGCGCCACUCUCGCCCCUUUGACACUUGACGCUCCGCGCAGACGGUCAAGCCAGACGCGGCGGCGACAAUCAAGGAGUGAUGUGAACGCGCGGCACGGCACGGCUCGGCUCGCCUGUGGGAAGUCGGUGUCCCGCUGUUUGCCUGAACGCUAAUAACCUCUCGCUCUCUCUGUCUUUCGCUCGGAUAUAGCCGACACACACGCACACACACGGAGUGGAGAGGCGCAACAUGAUGGCGACGUUGGGACCGGAGUCGGCUCGCCCUCCUUCCCAGCUCAGUUCCUCUCCGUCGAUCCAGGCUCACAUCGGCGGCGCCAACCUGCCCCCCAACCGGGGCUUGGAGCGGGCGCUGGAGGAGGCGGCGGCCAGCGGCGUCCUCAGCCUCAGCUCCCGAAAGCUCAAGGAGUUCCCACGGACAGCCGUCAACCACGACCUCAGCGACACGGUGGAAGCAGACCUGUCAAAGAACCGUCUGGCAGACGUCCCCUCAGAGAUCUGCCACCUGGUCGCCUUGGAAACGCUAAACCUCUAUCACAACUGCAUCAGGACCAUUCCAGACAGCGUCAUCAGUCUGCAGUCGCUCACCUCCCUAAAUCUCAGUCGUAACCAGUUGGGCUCUCUGCCGGCCUGCCUCUGUGGUUUACCUCUGAGGGUCCUGAACGCCAGCAACAACAAGCUGGUCAGCCUGCCCGAGACCAUCGGACAGCUGCACAGCCUCAUGGAGCUGGACAUCAGCUGCAACGAGAUCACGGCUCUUCCUCGUCACAUCGGCAAACUCAAAGCCCUGCGUGAACUCAACGUACGCCGAAAUCUUCUCUGUGUCCUGCCAGAGGACCUGGCUGACCUUCCUCUGGUAAAGUUUGAUUUCUCCUGCAACAAAGUCUCCACCAUCCCGGUGUGUUACCGGAAAAUGAAACAGCUCCAGUCACUCCAGUUAGAAAACAACCCUCUGCAGAGCCCACCUGCGCAGAUUUGUUUAAAGGGUAAAGUUCACAUAUUCAAGUACCUGAGCAUUGAGGCGUGUCGCAGUGAGAAGAUGCCCGACUCUCUCUACCUGCCUGUCAUCGAGCGCCUCAGCCUAUCACGGCCCACCACUGGCAGUGUGGAGGACAUGGAGCAGCAGAAGAAGCAGGACAGCGACUCGGGCGUCGGCAGCGACAACGGAGACAAGAGACUGUCUGCCACUGAGCCAUCAGAUGAAGACAGCCUGAGUCUCAACGUACCGAUGAGCCACAUCACGGAGGAGGAGGGAAUCAGCAAAGACGACUCCAGUGAACACAUCAGCUCCCUGACAGCAGACCCGACCUCUGACUCAGUGCGUCUGAUUGAGGAGAGCCCUACGGAAGCCCUGAAGGACCAGCUCAAUUUCCGAGACUCUGCUCUCAGCCCGUGCUUCCUCAGCUACAUCAAGGGUCGGACGCCGGCAGACUUCGACGAGCCCCUCAGGAUAGAGGAAGACUCACACUGGCCCGCUGAGCAAAAGUCAAAGGUCACAAGGAGCACAGAGCUCCACAUUGAUAUGAUCAAUCAGCUGAAAGAGGCCGUGGAGCUGCUGCAGGACCCCAGCAGAGUGAACACGGAGCAUGAAGAUCUGUCUGGAGUCCAGCUCUAUCCAGUGGAAUUGGUCACAGUGGAUGAGUCACUCAGUUGGCAGGACAGUGAUGAUGGCUCCACAACACCAAAGCGAGAUGACAGAUGUUCAGCCGGCGGACCUCCAUCCUUCUCAAGCCCACCCUUUGGACUGAAGCCCCGAUCUGCCCCGCCCUCGCUCCCCUGCUCGCCCCCUCCUUCCUGUCUCGACUCCUCCCUCCUCCCACAGGCCUCGCCCCUCCGUAGAGAUACAUCUCGUAGCCAUGACGACGGAGGCAUGCACAGCCGCGUGUUCCUGCGGAGCCACAAGAGUCUGGAGUCUGUGGAUCCUCAGUUCACCAUGAGAAGAAAGAUGGAGCAACUGCGAGAGGAGUUGGAGCUCAUGGAGCAGCUGAGAGACAGCAUCGAGAGCAGACUGAAGGUAGACCUUCCUGAAGACCUCGGCUCGUCCCUGAUGGACGGUGUCGUGCUCUGCCACCUGGCCAAUCACAUUCGCCCGCGCUCUGUCGCCAGCAUCCACGUCCCUUCACCUGCAGUGCCCAAACUGAGCAUGGCCAAGUGUCGGAGAAAUGUGGAGAACUUCCUGGACGCCUGCAGAAAGAUCGGCGUACCAGAGGACAAACUGUGUCUUCCUCACCACAUCCUGGAGGAGAAGGGCCUGAUGAAGGUGUGCGUCACGGUGCAGGCCCUGGUGGACGAGGCCUCCUCCAAACACCCCCUCCUGACGUGAGACGGGUGGAGACUGGCGGAGCUCCCACCCACUGACACGUACAGCAAACACACGCCUGGAUGGAAACGCUACAACUAUGCCGCAGUGCUCAUUCUGCAUUACUCUCAGAGUGUUUUUUUUAUUUUAUUUUAUUUAAGGAUGCAAAAUGGGGUUAAGGGAACUAAACUUGUGGAUUUAUUUACUAAUUCAUGAUAAGGGGAACCUCAUGGUGGAUUAAGAGACUGGUGGAAGACCAGCUUGUGGCUGGUUGCAGGUGACUUCUCACCAUGAAUCAUGUGCUAUAGAUCGGUUUCACCCUCUUUGAUUCCUGUUUAUUCAGGUAGACACAAGAACCACAUACUGUCAACCCGAAGGGCAUCAACACAACUCAUUUCUUAGUUUAUCUCUAUUCGGGCGUUCUUACACUGGCUGGUACCAAAACAUUUGAGGCAAAUAUUGAGAGAAAUAAGGCUUUGAGAAUAAAAUGAAAAUAUUUGCGGGAAUAGAAUGAGAAAAUUAACAAUAUUUUAAGAGUCAAUUGCAAUUUUUACCAGAAAAUGUCAAAGUUAGAAUUUUCUAAGAAACCUUUUUGUAAUGCUGCAGCAUUUCUUUUGCAAAAUUCUGAGCUUUAUUCUAUAUUUUUCCAAAAAUAUUGCAUUUUUAUUCUCAGAACCUCUUUGUUUUCUUUUCUGUAAUAAUCUAUAAUAUAUAAAAAAUCUGGGAUUUAACUUCAAUUAGUUGAUGGAGCUGUUUAGCUUUUUUGUUUAGCAUACAGUCUGAACUCAUUUAGCACCACCCUAUGCCUAUGCACACGUUAGCUCGAUGAUUCUAUAAACCAUCAGUUAUCUGUCUACAGACAAGACAUUUUAUUCUACUGAGUCUUCUGGUGCGGUGUUUCUAGACUGUGGGAGUGUUUGGAUGUUUUUUCUCUCAGUUCCCUUCAAGAGAAAAACACCAAAUUUUUUUAGUCUUAACACGGAGCGAGGCGGCUCUUCACCAUAAAUUUAUAUUUAAACAGUGAGAUAUUUAUAAUAUAAAGAGACGCUGAGAUGAGGCAUUUGAGUUGUUGUACACAGUCAAAAGAUAAUAGCCCAAAAAUAUUUUUCUCUAAUAUAUUUUAGGUAUAUUUGCGUAUGUUUUGUAAGGUUUUACUCUUGACUUUUAUCUGUGGAGCUUUGUGCAUGUCCCUGAAGCAGGUCUGAGUCUGUGGGGACACUAAUCUGUGUCUGUCCAGGUAAAUACUGUUUGGUCUUUUCUCCCUCAUCCUGUUACGUGUUUCCAGUCAGUGUUCACGGAGGGAACAUGGAGCCGUUUUUAGGGGUUGGUAAUAAUCUGAUUUGCUAGUGUGCCAAAUCACGGGGUGAAAAACGUGGGUCAUUGAGUUUCAAGGGCAAAUUACACUUUCCACGUAGCUGAGGCCGUGGAUGGAUCACUGGAGGGGCCUACAGGGCACAGAGGCAAGAGGCCAGAGCCAAUACAAAGACACCAAAACAAACCACAAAAAGAAACAAGGCAACUGCUUGGACACAAAUUGCAAAAGCAGACAACAUGAAAGACAAAAAAUAGACCACACAAGUACAAAGACACAAAACAGAAUGCAAAAGAAACAAUGUGACUACAAACAAAUGAAAAGAGACCGCAAGAGAAACAAGAUAACUACAAAGACAAACAGAAACAAGACAACAUGACAUUAUAAGAACAUAAAACACAAUGACAUCACACCUUUUACCUUUUUAUUCAUUAUUCUAAUUGUAUGACACAAACCACAGGAACACCAGGAGCUUCUUCACCUGCGUGGUCAGUGUCCAGUAAUCCAUCCAGGGCUUGUUUAUUAUAGAUCUUGAAGACGGUUCAGAUGUGUGUGUCUGGUUUGUGUACUUCAGGAUGUGGUGGGCGUGGCGUUGGCAAGGAUGAGAUCUCAUUUAGUCACACCUCUGAAUCGAACAGUCACAUGUAUAAAAAAAAAAAAGGUAAUUCUUUUUGCCAAUCUGCAGAAUAAGUUGAAAGCUGAUGUAGUGAAAUGAGCCCUGCACUCGAGUGGUUUGUGGUUGAGCUGGUUCAGACCUCUGAGGCCGGACCUGUAGCUGUGCGACAUCAGACUGUGGGACUCAGGGUAGGUUUUGGGUUUACUACACUGUUGAUGCCUCAUUCCACAGCCUGCUACGUCAGCAGUCUUUCUAUGUGUGCGUGUGUGUGUAUGUAUAUGUGUGUGUGUACAUGUUUGUUGCCACGUGGCCUUUUUGAAUCAUGUGGUGUUGCAGACUUGGUCCAAACAAUGAUUUUAAAGGAUCAGGACAUUUUUAUUCACAGAGAUUCUAACGUCCAUGUUAAAUAUGUGAGAGAUUUCAGCUGUCGAGACUUCUUUAAAUUGAAGCACCCAUUUUCUCCUUCUGAAUUCUAGGAAGCAGUUUCACUCUAAACUAGUAAUCAGGCGUCUGAGUUUUGACGCCUAUGAUUGGUUUGAUGAAAGCUGCUUUCGUACGAUACCAACAUGAGUGAUUCUCAUGAACAAUUAAAAACUAGACACCAUGGCCACACAACAGGGAGCGCUGCAGAAACAGUUAAAAGAACAGCCUACAAAUAAAAUAUUUUAAAAUCACCUAAAUAUAAAGUGUUGAAGAUGCAUUCAUAGGAUUCAGCCUCGUAGUGUUAUACAACGGUGUGUUAUAGAGGUAUUGAUGAACAGGAAAUAUGGAAGAUUCAAUUCAAGAUUCAAGGCUUGAAGAUAUUAAGUUAAGUCACACCUUUAGCACAAUAUAAUUGUCAAAUAUUGGUAGUUUUUGUUUUGUUUAAUUUUUUUACAUUGUCUUCAUAACUCCUAAAAUAAACAAAAAUGAAUAAAAAUAAAUGUCAGUACCUUGCAGCCAUGCAGCAAACACCACAGAAGUGACAAAAACUGCAGUUCCUCCAGUGGCCACGUGAGGCUCCAAAAGCGAAUCAGUUACCAAUAUAGACCAUUGACCUCCAGUCUUCAUAAACUGUAAUUGUUAAGAGAUUCAUCCAAGGUUAGUAGAUAAUUAGCAAAGUUAUGUCAUAACUUGAGCACAAUGUACAAUGCAGUAGUUUUAUUACAGUCUUUCAUAACUUCCAGAAUAAAUAAAAAUAAAAUAAAUAAAUCUCAGUACCUUUCUAAAAUCCACCAUGCAGCUAGCUCCACGAUGUGCCAAAGCUGCAGUUCCACUGGGGGCCACUUGAGGCUCCAAAAAUGAGUAAAUCUUUAUAGACCUCCGUGUUAAUGUCACUUUUGUUUUCUGAAGCUUAUUUCUUCAUUCAUGACACUUGCACCGGGGGAAAAAUAUUGUAGAACACACCUGUUUAAUUUAGAUCAAGGCUUAAAGUUUUUACAUAACUGAGGUGCAGUUGAACAAUUUGUGAUUGGCAAAAAACAAUGAGGCACUGUCAAGAAGGAACAGCACAAUGAAGUCCAGACAUCUUACUGCCUCUUUAAAAUCAAAGAGUUGGUCCAGGAUCACGUUGUGUUUCUUCUGCACAUCAACACGACCACAUGAAGCAGCAGGCCUGUGUGAAUGAGAGUCUUUUUAGUUUGUGCAGCUUCGUAUCCAAAGCUUGAGCUUACUACUACUUAAAAGAUUGAGUAGUAAAAAAAAAAUAAAAAAAAUAUCAAGAAAUGGAUCAAGGAACGAUUCCACUGGAGGGAUUUUACAGUUGCCGAAACAAACCUUUUUUUUUUCUCUCUUGUGAUAAAGGAGUUGAUUGAAAUGGACUGUAAGCCUGUGCACAUAUUAUUUAUCACAAGUUUCAUGUACUGUACGUUUCACCACAUAACACUCUCAUCAGCAAAGCGCCAGUUUAUUAUCAAUACACAUGAUUUAGAUAAUUAAUGUUCAUGUAUUUCAACACUAUGGUGAGGAAAUAACUUCCAUGUGCCAUUAGUUUAAUUCAUUCUGAUAUUUCUCACAUUUAGUCUGACCAGUUUGACUAAAUGUCGUCAUAAUACAAAUUAAGUGAGAAAAUGAUGGUUUCACUUUGCUCGUACGUGAUCGCAAAUUUUCACACAGUUCUGAACACAUCGUCACAGUGUUUUCUGGGAAAAAAGCAAUAAACCUAAAAGCGGCUGCUUCCUGGACAGAAUCUGCACUUUAAACUCGUGUAUUUAUGUCUUUGUUUUGGCAACUGAAAAAAUCUGAAUUCACCCUUAAAGCUGAAAUUAUACAACAGAGUUUCAGAGGGAAAUGUGACGCUGGUGUAAAUUCUGUAAAUGUGUGUCUGCUAAACAUAAAGCAGUUUUGUUUGUUUGCUUUUUUUUUUUUUUUUUUAAAUGUCUCCUCUUUUGUAUAAAUGUCAUUUUCAGAAACCACCUGUACUCACAUUUUUUGUACUUUUCUGACUGGGAGCAAAUUUAUUUUUAUGUUUCUUCUUUUUCAGGUUUGUUGAGAUUUGGAUGUACCAUACCCCUCUUUUUUAAUUUUUUUUUCUGGUAACUUUUGGUGAACGUUUUGUGUAAUUUCUUGUACAGCAACUCAAAGUCUACACGCAUGUCCCUGUAACGUCGCCUUAACUGCUGUGAAUACUGUAUAUACUGUACUUUACUUCAUCACUUUAUCAGUAAACACCUCACCUGAUGAAA